Leucoraja erinaceus (little skate) is the source of this 1646-nucleotide messenger RNA. It is a transcript of the gene hhat, whose product is annotated as hedgehog acyltransferase. Gene Ontology annotation, biological process: protein palmitoylation. The record is from RefSeq and is a predicted model, not a curated record. The transcript has 11 exons. Bases 1 to 1485 code for a protein of 494 amino acids. Gene Ontology annotation, molecular function: palmitoyltransferase activity. NCBI's taxonomy places the organism in Eukaryota, Metazoa, Chordata, Chondrichthyes, Rajiformes, Rajidae. Gene Ontology annotation, cellular component: endoplasmic reticulum.
AUGGAGAAAGACAUGAAGGCUGGGAAAGUUAGAAUGGUUAAUGGAGAUGUCUUGAGGACAGUCUGUAUUACGGUCGAGGAGUUUUGGAAGGCGCAUGAAGUUUAUGAGAAAGACCUUGAUGCUGAAUUUGGAUUUGAAAAGGGAUUCUUCAUUUGGAGUUUUAAGAAGGACCCAACAGACUUUGAAUGGAGUUUUUGGACAGAGUGGGUAAAGAAGUUGUUGCUCUGGACUCUCCUUGGUCAUGUAAUCAUAUCACAAGUGACUAAUGCCAUCUUUCCAAAGUUUAGGACGUGGUUCCUGAUGAUAUAUGGGAUGUUGGCCUGUUUUAUUACAGUAGGCUAUAAAGGCCUGGCUGUAAUAAUGUUGCACUUGUUCAUCUCCUUUGCUGUGGCCCAAUUGCGAGUGCCUGCGCUGUCCUGGGUCUGCUCAGUUUUACUGUUAUACAGCUUACAAAUGGAUUCUCUGGGAAAAAUUCAGAAACGCUGGUAUGAAACGGAGAACGAAUAUUUCCUGCUUUUGUUCUGCUUGGCUCUUUGUAACCUUCGUUACACAAGUUUCAGUCUGGAGUAUUGCUGGCAUCGUAUUUGUCCUCAGAGGCGUUGUAUAUCCUUCUGCCGGCUGCUGGCUUACGUUUUCUAUUAUCCUAUAUUUCACAAUGGACCCAUCAUAUGUUACGAUGACUUUAAUAAUCAGACAAGAAGAACAGAGACAUCUGUCCCGAAAGCAGAUCGUGUGUGUUUGUUACUGGGUGCAGUGCGCAUUUUCUUCUGGUGGUGGCUCACUGAGUCCAUGCUCCACUUCAUGUAUAUUCAUGCCAUUCAGCAUCAAGAAACAAUAUUGGAAACUGCCUCUUACUGGCUAUUAGGUGGCCUCGGGUUUGCUCACACACUGUUCUUCUAUCUGAAGUAUUUGCUGCUCUAUGGCAUUCCAUCGAUUAUCAUGUGUUUGGAUGGUGUUGAACCACCAAGAUUGCCAAGGUGCACCAGCAGCUUGUACAGUUUUACAGGGACGUGGAGGGAGUUUGAUGUUGGACUGCACCGCUGGCUGGUUCGGUACAUAUACAUUCCUUUGGGAGGCUCACGGCAUGGAUUACUACGAAUGAUGUUCUCCUCUGCAAUGGCUUUCGGCUUUGUAUGCUACUGGCAUGGUGGCCAUAGCUUCAUGUUGAACUGGGCAGUCAUGAACUGGGUUGGAGUAAUGAUAGAAAAUAUACUGAAGAUGAUCUGUUCCUUUUCAUCCACACAAGAGAUAAUUGAAAAAUUGUUGUCAACCACAAUGCAACGCCGAGUUCAUGGAGCCUUGGGGAGUGUUGCCACAACUCUACUCAUUUUAUCCAACUUGGUAUUUCUUUGUGGAAAUGAAGUGGGGCAGAUCUAUUGGAACCGAACAUUUAUACAAGGUUGGCCAUGGAUACCCAUCGUAGUUUUUGGAUAUUUUUACUGCUACAGCCAAGUAGGAAUUGAAUAUGACAGAGUCAAAAAAUAAAUGUUCUGGUUAUUCUGAUAUUUCCAUUAUGAAAUCAAAAUUGUAGUUGUAACUAUGUUUUGUUUUAGUUUAAAUUUUUAAGUGCACAUUUCUUAUAAUUAACAUUUUGGUUAUAUUCGCAUCUCUCUGUUUGAUGUACAUUUGAAUAAAGUUUUAUUCAG